GGAUAUACGAUUAUUUCCAAGAUUAUAGUUUAACAUAUCCGCGAUUCUUAUGAUAAUCUUAUUGGUGUAAGACAUGAAUGUGUCUAGUUGAAAAGUGAUUUUCUGUCCUUCAUGGAGACGCCAUCUUUAGCAUUAGUGUUAUAAGUCAUUCGUGUAAAAGCUGGAUGGCUGUAUUAAUUAUUACCAAUGUAAAUUGAUUGAAGAAAAGAUUAUUUAUCAUUUUAAAUCGUGAUUAUUUUGUCGAAAAAUGUAUUUAAUAGAAAUAAGAAAAGAAACGAUCGGAUCGUGCAGUUGACUUCCGUAGUACCGUGUCAUGCGUCUACGAUAUCUGAUCGACGUGUAGCGAAUACGUAGUAGAUUUCGGUGCGUGUCGUCACGCUGGUGAUGUUAAUAUCGUUUUCGAGUACGAAUUUUUCUGAAAACGAUAACAUCGAUAAACAGUUUUGCGUUUCGUGUGACAGGGUGAUCGAGGAAGCAAAGGUCGAUCCAUCGUUAAUUAGUACAGCCGCCAUCUUGAUAUAUAGGUAACGGAACUAUCGGAAUGACGAUACGACGCAGCACGUCAUAAUGGAAUACUACUUCGAGAGAACGCGCGUAAAGUUUACCACGUGCAUCCUAUGCUAUCCAUACAUUAAAUCUUAGUGCCGUUCACGCUGUCACGCUGUAACGGGUUCAUUGAUACCGUUCGUCUUUCAUGCUUUUGCCAAAGCCGUUAUAGAUUUUGUGCUCGACUACCAAAAUGCAUUGCGUUUAAUCGGAGAAUCGUGGAAACGGACCGACGUUCGCGCGCGCCGAUUAAUAAGGCGCGGUAAUAUUAUUCGAAUGAGAGAACAAAUUAAUAGAAACGUUUGAUUUAAUUAAAUAUUUCGUUAAAUGAGAUAAGAUUUUCUUCUAAUGAUCGAAACGCGAAUUCCUUUCUCUUUGGAACGUACGAAAAGGCAUUAUGGGUGAACAUGGAACGACGGAAAUUGACCGUUGAUUUUUGGAUUGGUUAAUAAAGCGCCUUUUUAUUCUAUAGAGCGAAUGUGUAUGAUUAUUAUAUGCGUGUUAUAUGUCGUACACCACCGCCCGUCAUAUUUUAAUAUUAUAAAUAGGUACCAAAGAAAACUUGUGCUGGUUUCUUCCCGAACUCUCUCUUUCUCUCUCUCUAUCUCUCUCUCACACUUUCUCUCUCUCUUUCUCUUUCUCUCUCUCUCUCUCUUUCUCUCACUUUCUCUCUUAUUCAUUCUACCUGAGUCUCCUUCCGCCUCUCAAUUUCUAAGCCUUAUUGUUCAUGUUUUUCAAUAACAAAUUGACGCAUUAUUUUUUAAUAACAAGCUGACACAUUGUUUUAGUUAUAAUUUGUUUUGAUGAAAUAAAACGGAAGGGAUAUUAUUUUUUUACCACGUGGAUCUGUAAAGAGAUGUGACCUUUGACGAACGUUCAAUGAAAAACUUCCCAUAAACCUUUUUCUUUACUUUCCUUCUUAUUUCUUCUUAGUAAAAAUUUGUAGAUAUCAUAUUUUUUCAUGUUAAAAGAAAUAUUAUCGUUUGUCGUAUAACGUGUUUGUGACAAGUCAGAAUUGGCGCGUUUAACUUCGCGUUAGUUCGUGAGCGUUCGUGUAGUGUUCAUGGAGAGGGAAAUGAGGGAGGGGGGUCAGGUAUCACGGAAGGAACUACGGAACAGGACCAUUCGGUACGUCGCGUAAGAAUGCGUAGCCAUUGUUGGUGCUGCGAUCGUUAAGUUUCUAGAUCCGAGAUCGUAAUGGGCACGGAAAGGCUUCCAGCGGUGCGAGUAUUUAGGAAAAUGUCGACGAAGCUCUACACGACCUAUUAAUAUAUUGGCGCGAGAGACGAUCGUCCUCAUUAGUUUGUGAGUUUUGGGACUGUAGUAUACCGUAAACGCAUCGCGGUCGUCGUAGGAAGCAGUAUCAGCAACAACGACGACGACGACGACGACGACAACGACGACAACGACAACGACGGCGGUGUCGGCGGUGGUGGCGGUGGCGGCGGCGGCGGCGGUGGUGGUGGCGGUGGCAGUAGCGACAGCAACGGCGGUAGCGGCAGUGCCAGAAGUAACAAGAGUGGCAGUUAAUAGAGUAAAAGAGAGAACUGCAAAGAGCAGUAAGAGCGUACGCCGCGUUGUUGUAGGCGCGCAUACGAGAUCGUGCCGUGGAUUCGUUCGUUUUACACCAGUGAGAGUGAGUGAGCGAGCGAGUGAGCGAGUGAGUGAGUGAGUGACACGACGGUGGGGUAUACUCGCCGUAUCGGCCGCGACGAAGGUAGUAGUGGCGGUGGCAGUCGCAACGAUAACGACGAUUACUACGACGAGGACGGUGGCGGUGUCGGUGGCGGUGGUGGAGGUGGUGGUGGUGGUGGUGGUGGUGGUGGCGGCGGUGGCGGUGGCAGCCAUAACAGCGAGGCAACCAAACUAGUAAGCAGGGAGAAAGCGUAGUGCCAGUGUCCGAGCCGUAGUGGUGUAGUGUUUUAUCGCGAUUGAAUACCCGAAGGAAAAGUGGACUCGGAACGAUCAGAUGUUGCUAGUAUCGCGAGUAUUGGCUGGAGGUACGGAGACUCACAGCAGUGUACAGGGCUGACAUUCAAAGUACUACCAUUUGGUAGGCUUGAGUAGUGUUAUGCCUCCUCGGCAUCAAUCUCCCUGGUUGCAGUGCAAUUGUCUCGGCAAGCGAUUAGUGAGCUACCAUGCUCAAUUCAGAAUAUUUACUUGCCAUCUCAAUUGUUGAUGAAGCCUCAUAGCGUCGAGCAUCAGCGUAAGGCAGUUACCUGCUGCAUAGCAUUUAUGUACCAUAUAUGUCUGAAAGAAACGGAGUCAAGAUGCAGCAGGUGGACACUAUUUCGCAAAAUAAUUCGUUAGAUGUGGAGGAGCGAGAAAGGCUGUGUAAUAUACCGAAGACAAGUGCACCUGGUAAGGCAUCAGCUACACCAGCUCCACCAGGGAAAGAACCACCUCCUCGUGAAGAGCCAACAGUGGAACCUGUAAACGGUGUAGUGCAACCACCCGUUGUUCCACCUCCUAAUCGUCCAGGGCGAGUUACAAAUCAAUUACAAUUUUUGCAAAAAGGUGUAUUGAAACCAGUAUGGAAGCACCAAUUUGCGUGGCCCUUUCAACAGCCUGUGGAUGCAAAGAAACUCAAUCUGCCAGAUUAUCACAAAAUUAUCAAGCAACCAAUGGAUUUGGGCACAAUAAAAAAACGGUUGGAAAAUACGUAUUACUGGAGCGGCAAAGAAUGUAUCCAGGAUUUCAAUACGAUGUUUACCAACUGUUACGUUUACAACAAGCCAGGAGAAGAUGUUGUAGUUAUGGCACAAGCACUCGAAAAAUUGUUUCUUACAAAGGUUGCACAAAUGCCAAAAGAAGAAGUGGAACUCGAUCCCCCAGUUCCAAAAGGGCCAAAAGGGAAAAAAGCUGGCAGAGUAGGAGGACCAGUUGGUGGAAUGGCAGGAACAACUGGAAGUACAGGAAGAGGUCGUCCUUCCUCGGUAGCAGCGGCUGUUACAUCCAGUGUACCAAAUAGUUUGGCACCUUCGGCUACAUCAGCGGGUACAACAGGUGUCAUACCUAUGCCUCCUCUUGGUACACAAGCACCUGCUUCUGUACCAGGCAGUACGAAUACAACUACCAUUGCUCCGCCAUCGAGCAUGGGUGUCACUCCAAUGGCCACUCACAAUUCUCUGCCUCAACAAGUCGUACCUCCAACGGGUGGUUACCAUGCGCAGCCAGCGAUGGAUCCACAGACGGCUUCUGCUGUACCACCUCCACCUCAGGUUCCCACUGCUCCAACUGUAAUGCCUCCAUCUCAACCAGCCAAAUUGAAAAAGGGAGUGAAGAGAAAGGCUGAUACUACAACCCCUACAGCUAAUUCAUUUGAACCACUAUAUGCUCCAUUGGAUUCUAAGAAUGCUAAAAUUCCUGCAAGACGAGAAUCUGGUAGACAGAUUAAAAAGCCAACGAGGCAAGGGGAAGACGGCUUAGUGCCAUUCCACCAGGCCAACAUGCCCCUGAUUGGGGCAAUGGCCCAACAGCCUCAACAUACAGGUGGUAAAUCCAAGGAAAAGCUUUCAGAAGCACUUAAGUCUUGCAAUGAGAUCUUAAAAGAAUUAUUUUCUAAGAAGCAUUCGGGUUACGCAUGGCCUUUCUAUAAGCCAGUUGAUGCAGAACUAUUAGGUCUGCAUGACUAUCAUGACAUUAUUAAGAAACCGAUGGAUCUUGGUACUGUAAAGAAUAAAAUGGACAGUCGCGAAUAUAAAACGGCCCAGGAAUUUGCUAGUGAUGUGAGGCUUAUAUUUACUAAUUGUUAUAAAUAUAAUCCUCCUGAUCAUGAUGUCGUUGCAAUGGCUAGAAAACUUCAGGAUGUAUUUGAAAUGAGGUACGCAAAAAUUCCUGAUGAACCUAUGGGAGGUAUGUCAGGAAUGAAAGGUAGCAGUAGUAGUGCAAGUAGUUCUGGUACCGAAAGUUCUUCCGACAGCGACGAUUCUGAAGAAGAACGUACACAAAAAUUAGUUGCUCUUCAACAAGAGCUUAAAGCAAUGCAAGAACAAAUGAGAAAAUUAGUAGAAGAAAGUGGUAAAAAGAAGAGCAAGAAGAAGAAGCCGGACAAACCAAAAUCAAAGCCAAUGAGCAAUAAAAGUAGUAGCCUCGUUGGUAGUCAUACUGGUGCCAUGAAAGAACUUAUGAAACCAAGUGGUGGAAUUCCCAGUGUGUCUGAUAGUGUUGGUACUAGUAUAGCUAGUGUUGCAAUGGGCGCAAGUGAUCUAAAAAUACCUGGUGGUAUGGGUGGUGAUCUCCAUCAUCCAGCAAUAGCAGUAGGACCAAAUAAAACACAUACAACAGGAAGUUUAGGUCAUCAUUUGCCAACAGCGACGAAUGCUAAAUCAAAAGGUAAAGGAAGAGGUCCUGGAAAAGCUACUGCAGCAAAUACUGCGAACAAAAGGCCGAAAGCGAAUAGUAGAUCAAGUGGGAAUAAAAAGAAAUCGAUCAAUCAACCACCACCAAUAACAUUUGAUUCUGAGGAUGAAGAUAAUGCAAAACCGAUGUCUUAUGACGAAAAGAGACAACUUAGCUUGGAUAUCAACAAACUGCCUGGAGAUAAACUAGGUAGAGUUGUACACAUAAUACAGUCUCGGGAGCCUUCGUUGAGGGAUUCAAAUCCAGAUGAGAUUGAAAUCGAUUUUGAAACUCUAAAGCCUUCCACAUUAAGAGAGUUGGAAAGCUAUGUUGCAUCAUGCCUCAGGAAAAAACCACAUAAAAAAGUUAGUGGAAAAUCUAAAGAUGAGCAAAUAGCAGAGAAAAAACAAGAAUUAGAAAAGAGGUUGCAGGAUGUAACAGGUCAAUUGGGGAAUGUGAAGAAAACUGCUAAGAAAGAAGACAGUAGUAAGUCAGUCGACGUAGUUGGUACUGGAGGAGCCAGUGGGCCUUCACGAUUAUCCGCUUCAAGUAGUAGUAGCAGUGACAGUGAUUCGAGCAGUAGUUCACUUUCGUCGAGCACCAGUGAUUCGAGCGACAGUGAAGCAGGAAACUCCUCCAGUCGUCCACCUAGAAAGAAGAUGAAGAAGAAUGCUCAAAGUGCACCACCUCCAACAACAUCGACAACUGUUGCUCCGGCACUCAAUCAUACUGGAGGUCUAUUAAUGAAUAGUCAGCCAACAGCAAAUUCUACGGGACCAAUAGUAAAGGCAGCAUCGGUAACUCAAUCUAGCAAUAUUCCUGCCGAUCAAGGUGGCAACAGUCAGCAACCUGUAGCCGUAGCUGCUGUUACAGCAAGUCAAGGGAUGCCUGUGGCAAGUCAUGCAUCUAUGCCCGCGCAACCUCCACGACCAACAGCACUGGCAACAGCUGCACCAGUUAAAAAGCCAACGCCGCCACCUCCGACUACUUCUAAUCCUCCGACUCCGUCAGUAUCCGUACCAACACCACCACCAAGUGUUACUCCAACAAAUACGAACUCUGUGGUGGCAUCACCGGUUGUGCCUCAGGCGCCACAGCCUCCAACGUCUGUUAAUUCUUAUCCAAAUGCUAAUACGCCUGUUCCAACGGAUGGAACAACAUUAAAUCAACAAGCGGACCUUUUGCAGCCAUAUAGUACUCUAGCUUCUGUACCUACGACACAAACAUCAUUGGAUCAAGGUCUUUCUAUAAAGAAAGAAUCACAUAUAUCAAUGAUACCAACUCUUCAUACAAGUAAUAAUACCAAUUUAAAUUUACUGCCAGAUGUUAAAAAUCCAGUUAAUAUGAUGCCUACGAAUAUGGCAUCGAAUCUAAAUCUGGGAAAUAUAAAUAUGGCUAAUUUGAACAUGAAUUUACAACAAGGAUUGGCGACACAUAUGUCAAUGCAUAAUCAAUUGGAAAAUAUGAUAAAUACAACAUCACCAUUGACCAACAUACAAAAUACGCAUAAUGUUACGAUGUCGCAACAUUCUAAUGGCUUUCCAAGUAUAAAACGUGAAACUUCCCCACCAAAUAUGUUGAAUAACAAUGGCAUUCCAGGAGUUAAUGUAGGAAUGAAUAUGGGAGGAAUGGGAUCGAUUUUUGAUCCUGUUCCUAUAGUUUCCAUGCCAAUGCAAAUUUCACAAAUACCUAUAAAGAAAGAAGAAAAACAGCCUCUUCCUAUUUCGCAGCCACAAAUUGCACAAAAGGCAAUGGAUGGAGCUCUUUUUGCAGAAAUGAAUGCGUUAGGUUUACCACCUAUGGGCAAUCAUUCGAGUUCUCAGCUCAUGCCCGAAAAGAAAAUGACGCCACCCGAUUCAAAAAAUCCUGCUUCAAACUUUGCGUCAGCUUUUAAGAACAAGACCGUUGAACAAAAUGUAAAGAAUGCAUCUUCUUGGUCUUCGUUGGCCCAAGCAUCGAGUCCUCAAUCUACUGCAGGAAGUAGUAUGAAGAGUGCUGCCAGAGAUUCUUUCCAAGCGUUCAAAAAACAAGCCAAAGAAAAGCAAGAUAGGCAAAGGGCACUAUUGGAACAACAGGAAAUGCGCAGACAGCAAAAGGAACAGGCUGAGAGAGAACGAUUGCGACAAGAAAAUGAAAAGAGAAGAGAACGAGAGGAGGAGGAUGCCUUGGAGAAAGUAAGAAAAAAUGUUGGUGAUCAACAAGGUAACGCGAUGACUGCCACGACGAGAGCGGAAGAAGUGAAAGCCAUUGUUGACACGGAUAGCAGUAGUCCAAGUCAUUCGUCUAAUCAGGAUAAAGCUGCUGCCGAAAGAGAACGGCAAAGGCUACGGGAACAAGAACGGAGACGGCGCGAAGCGAUGGCUGGCGCGAUUGACAUGAACAUGCAAAGUGAUUUGAUGGCUGCAUUUGAGGAAUCAUUAUAAUGUUACUAUUCGCUGCUCAUAAUAAAUCCAUUGAAACCGGGCAGGACUUGGAUGAAUAUUUGCCGCUGGACGAUAUCUACAGAGACAUUUUAAUAAUAUACGGUAUCUCGUUGAAUUAAAUCUAGAAAGAGAAAAAAGAGAGAGAGAGAAAGAGAGAGAUAGAGAAAGAAAGAAAGAAAGAAAACAAAAACAGAGAACCGUCACGUAAUUGUAAUGCCAAUUAAAAAAAGGAGAGAGAGGAAGAGGGUGGGUUAGAUGGAGGAAAGAAGGA
Molecule: messenger RNA, 7581 nt
Organism: Vespa crabro (European hornet)
Lineage: Eukaryota; Metazoa; Arthropoda; Insecta; Hymenoptera; Vespidae
Product: bromodomain-containing protein 2-like
Exons: 24
Coding region: 2793-7310 (1505 amino acids)
Biological process (GO): chromatin remodeling; regulation of DNA-templated transcription
Cellular component (GO): nucleus; chromatin
Source: RefSeq, a predicted model, not a curated record